CGGUAAAGAGACUUAUCCAUUAAAAAUACGAUGAGAGUGUAGUCAAUGCGGGUAUUUUGAAAAUAUUAUUUGUUUGGGACGCAGGCCGAACAUAAAUAUUUUUUUUAAAGUUGGCAGGUAGGCCUUAAUAGUUAUAAUAUAAUAUUAAUUAUAUAUUGGUAUAAGCACUAUUGUGACGGCUAGUGCCUUUGCUAAUUUGAUGAGUAUUUUGAAAUAUAUGAAAGUAAGUGCUGCACAACGGCAACUUUUUAAAUAAUUUUCUGAAUAUAAAUAUGCCAAUCAUUGACUCAAUGUCACAAUCAUAAUGGGACAUGGAGUUUAGUUUAGGGCCAUUGUAAUGCUGUUGGGGUAGCCUACUGCUCACGCAACAUUAAUAGUCUAAAAUAAGCCUUUUUUGACUGUAGACUGUAGGUCAAUUGACAGUCAGUCAACUGGCAAGUAAUUCAAGUAUUGUUAUUGCAAUUGGUCUUAGUCUUAUUUUCAUUGGUUGAUAUUUUAAAUUUAGGCUACUACAGACCUGCCAACGAGGGUUGCCAACUCAAUAAAAUAAUAUUUACUGAUAAAUAUAAGAACUCUCAACAAAAUUUACGGACCAAAACAUUUUUUUACGGACACAUUUAACAUAAAAUGUUGACCUUAAAACGAAUGAAUAUGAAGCAUAAUCCAAGCAUUGUAGCUAAAAAAUGUAAAGUAUCCAUAUGAGUACGUCUCUAUUUAAAUGCUCAUAUUUUAUAACGUUAGUCUAUUGUAUGACAUUCAUCAUCAGUGACAGUAUGACAUUCAUCAUCAGUGACAGUGUUUAAUUCCUCCUGUUUAUGAUCAUAAUCAUACAUAGAAUUAGAAACAUUUACACUGUCGAUCAUUGUGUGAAUAAUUUUUCCUGGUCCAUUUCUUAGUUGGUCAACUUUCCAACAUUGGAGUAGACAAUUUGUUUCUCAAGUUGGUUUUCAAUAAACGCAGAAAAACGCAUUCUACUUCUGCUGUUCCAAGUGGAAGCGCCAACAUUGUGCAAACUUCGAAAGUAGCGGAAAUCUGUACUCUUUGUUUCCGAUAUUUCUAGUCAUUUGUCCAAUUUGAUGCCAGAAAGCAUCUAGCUGUCCAGAAAGCUCUUACAGUUUAUUAAUAGAGAGUGGGAUGCCACUAAAAAAAUUUGAACAUUAAAAUUUAAAUCAAGAAAAUAGAUAUCACAAACAUGAUUUACUGUUUUUUUUAAACGUUGAGAUUCCAUGUUUUGUCGAUUUUUUUUUUACGGACGUCUUAAUUUUUUAACUGAAUUUUACGGACAGGCAAUUUGACGACAAAUCUUUACGGACUGUCUGUAAAUUUAUGGACGGUUGGCAACCCUGCUGCCAACCCUUCCGAUUUUGACUGAAUUAUACUGAAUUUUUAACCCUCAUUCCGACCUUCCGAUAAACCGCUAAAAAUUCCAAUUUUUCUAAAGAAUAUUAUAUUACAGUGGUGCCUCGAGAUACGAAUUUAAUUUGUUCCGUAACCUUGCUCGUAAGUCAAUUUGCUCGUAUCUCCAAGCAAUUUUCCCCAUUGAAAUUAAUUGAAAUGCCAUUAAUCCGUUCCAGUCCCCAUAAUGCCCCCUCAGUUGUUUUUUUUUUUUUUACAUGUUUUUGAAUAAGAAAAAUGUCUUUAUAGAUGACAAAUAUUGUAUAAAAACAUAGUAAAAGAGAAUGUAAAGAAAUAAACUGGUUUUAUAAUCUGUAGUUACCUUGGAAUCCAGCCGACUUGAGCAUACGAAAGAUGCUGGCAGAGGUGUAGUGUGGAGGAGAUAGGCGGAGGAGCUUCACUUUGUUCACUUACUGGCUACACUGUUAAUGCGAAACUCUUUCUGUCAUUUUUAUUCACUUACUCGUUACACUCACAAUGCUGCACUUUAUCCAUAAACUUAAUGGAACUUAACUAAACUUCACUGAACUUAAUUGAACUUUAAUGCCCCUGUACAAUUUGUUGUUACUUUUACUUAAUUUUCGUCACUGCAGCCGGCCGACCCCCUGAUCUGGUUCCUCGUAUCUCAAAUAUUUCUCGUAUCUCCAAGCAAAACAUUGCUCGCUCUACGGCUCUUAUCUAAAAAAUCUUGUAUGCCAGGGCACUCGUAUGUCGAGGUACCACUGUAUUUUUAAUUUGGGGCUUCGUUCCCAGGAGCCCCUAAAAUUUGACAGACAAGUUUUCAUGACCAAUACAGUGAAUGAGUAAAAAUUCCAGUUUUCCUGCAACACCAACACCCCUGAUUACAAACGUUCCCUAUGCCUAAGGUAGCCCGCUUUAGCCUCUUUGGUCCACUAAAGUCCAAAGUGCUUGGACUGGAGUUGGCCAAUGGAAUUGCCUCUCUCAGACCACUUGAUGUUACAUAGGAGCUGCUCAUUCCUGCCCAAGACAAUCAGGGACUGGAACAAUCUUUCAAAAGGAACGGUUGAGGCGACAACACUAGACACAUUUGUGUCUAUUCAUUUGUGUCUAUUGCUGUCUAUUGCCUCAAGCCUUCAAACCCCUAGUGCAUGAUUUCCUCAUCAACACCGGUAACAGAAACAUUGCAAAUCCCAUCUACAUGCAUAGGAGCCAAAAUGAUCAAUAAAUUGAUCGUGGGCCCUUAAGAUAUAGAAGAAGAAGAAGAAGUGCAUUUAACGCAAGCGUCCACGUCUUAAUGUUGAAUCCAUUUCAGUUAGUUCUAAUAUAAGUGGACAGUGCCAGUCUUUUUUUUUUUUUUAUUACUUUUUUUGUUGAAGAAGGGAUGGGGGCGUGGUGAGUUGAGACGCCGAAAAUAUAUUGUUCUAAAAGCCAUAUGUUUCCAUUUUAUCCUUUUGGUAGGAGUAUACCCGAAAAACUCCAAAAGAGGGUUCCGAUGCGGCUUGCGCCUGCACUGUGUAUUCACUAACCUGCAUGUAAGUUUGAUCAGCAUCGACUUUUAGCAGAGCUGGGUUAACUUUUGGGAGUCUUGGUGCAAUCAUAACACCCCACCCCCACCAAAAAAAAACCCAACAAAUAACAACAACAAAAAACGAAUUAAAACAACCCCCCUCAAGUAGACACUCUCUCUAACAACUUUAAAACAAUCCAUUUGAAUUAAAUAUUUAAUUAAAAAAAUAAAAUAAAACAAGGACACCAACUUUAACUGAAAGUAUUAGGCUAUAGAGUUGUGCUUGAAUUGUUUGCUUAUUCAGUUGCUAUGAUACGCCCGUCCAAUUUUUGAAGUCUUCCCACCACGCUUUCCACACGUAGAGAAGGAAGCAAUGAUUAAUUGAAACACAAGACUUGCCGUACAAUCCGACUUGGUGUGUAAAAGAGUUAAAUUUGCCGAUCUGUCCGCAGGCCAGUUGCUGAACACAGGGGAGAUUUUUUAUUAUUUUUAAACGAUUGAACGAUCUUCCACCACUGCAGUUAAACUUAAAAUAAUAACAUUUCAUUUAAAGUAAUUUCUCAGCGCAUUUCAGACAUUUUGAAAAAAAACUAUCUUGUAGAUUAAUAGUAGUACAUUGUAUUCAACAUCUUUUGAGGAGUGACUAAGUCUACUGAAGUUUUGUUUAAAAAGAUCCCUAUUGUAUCCUCUCGUUGUAAAUUUCAUAUUUUUUUUAAUCGGGUGAAUAACAUUCCACAAAUGAAUUUUAUUGAUUAAUAUAUUUUAGCGCUGUUUGUGUCACAAUGUACAAAAAUGAUUUUAUUGAUUCAGAUAUUGUGACGCUGUUUGUGUCGCAAUGUACAGACAUGAAUUUAUUGACACAGAUAUUGCAAUACUGUUAGUGUCGCAAUUUAAACAUGAACAGCUUUGAUCAAAUUCAGAAUAGACUUGUAUUCUUAGGCCUAAAUAAGUCACGAUGGCAUCACCUAUGAAGCCAUCCCUAUGUGCGCAAAAAAGUCACAUUUUCGCCCCCUCUCUCGCCCCCGGUGCACGCGUACUUUCUAUUAGACACCCGGCCUAUUUGUACGUACAAGGGACUUUCGACCCCCCCCCCCCCCACAACCACCAAAAAUUAAUUGAUACACAAUUAUGACGUCACAGUAAAAAAUGUAUCACGGGUUUUCACCGCUGUUUGGCGUGCCCAGUGGUUCUCAAUUUUGCACCACUUCACCAUGGGGUGCCGCGUUACCCUUGGGCAGGGCUAUGCGAAAGGGGAAACCUGUUAUUAAAAAAAAUUGAGAUUGCUAGACUAUCUCGAAUUGUUGAAUAUGUUAGAAGUUAAAACCUAAAUUUGGAAAGGUCACCAAAAAAGAAAGAAAAAAAAGUGCACUUGGAACAUACAAAAGGGUCAUCCCAUAAAUGAUGACACGCUAUUUCAGCAGAUCCCCCCCCCCCCCGGUCCUAUUAAUUUUUUCAUUUUCAUGUUUGGCCAAAAGGUGUUUGGAAUUCAAAACCCCCCCCCCCCCCCAAGCCCAGUCAAGCAAUAACAAUACUAGCACCCCGGGUGGGUGGGACCCGCUAACCAUGUAUGGCUACUCGUCUAAGAGAAGGAAACUCUGAAUUCAAACCCGGAGAUGGAGUCCUGCAGGCGGGUAACAUGGGGACAAUGAAACAUUCCCACAAUUCCUGCGAUGCCAUUGGUGCCAAGCUGUAUCAUCCACUUGAUGUUACCUUGGGUUAUUCAAGGGCAUGAAGAGAGGCAAUUUGCUGUGUGGGACCUAGCUUAUAAUCCUGAAGUGAAAAGAAAAAUCUCAGCCCUUGUGAUUUCGGCUUGCGAAGUCUUCACCAUCGUCACAUUGUGACGAACGGAUGCCAUGCCAAUGAGUCUAUCUUGACAAACUAGUGCUUAUGCUUUUAAAAUUAUGGCUUUUGUCUAAAAUGACCUAAAUAGCUAGUAAUGAUAAUUAGUCCUAAUUAGUAAUGACAUAUAAAAAUAUAGUAAAAAACAUGUUUGUUAAAACAUAAAUUUUAAAUUUCUAUUGUUAAUGGAAUAGGUAAAUAAUGCGUGACAAUAAUAAAUUUUAAAAAUAUAUUAAUUAACGUUAAAAUAUUAAAAUGAGAAAAUGAAUUCAGACUUCAACAGGGAUAACAUGUAAAAUCAAAUUAUUUUAUGUAGGUUGUUCUUUUUUGCUGGCUUCCCUUCGUCACGAUGGUGUAGACUUCUUAGGACGUAAUCCACAAGGCCUGGAAUUAUUCAUUUUAGGAUUAUAAGCUGGUUCCCUACACAGAAAAUUGCCUCUCUCAGACCACGAACUUGUGAUUGACUCAGUUUAGACCCAACAGGUUAUACAUAGGCCUAAUAUCAAGGAUAAAAUGGCAUUUUAUCUUGAUAUUAGAAGAUUAGGCAUAUAUACAAUUGUUCGAUUUUAUAUAGUCCUAGGUCCAUUCAGACUUCAGUGCUCCAUACACAAUUAUGAUGAUCAUUUCAAUGCGAAUAAUAAAUGUGGCAGUGUGCCCCCUGUAGGAAAAAGGAAUAAGCUCAGAGGGUCACUGUUGUGACUGAUAACCCCAGGCAUGUUCACACCCACUGAACUUUAACUUUAAAAAGUAGCACAUAGGUGUGCACUGGGCCUUAGUCUUUUUUUGGUCACUCACACACCUGAUGGAGCAUGCUUGCACAGCGCUUGACGUAGGAACAACUCGUGAGACUAACAUCAUGGUCGCCAUGGAUGGGCUAGAUAAGGCAGGUUCGAUAUAACCGCUCAUUUUGGAAUUUAUACUGGCAGCAUUUGGUUUGUAUAUUUCACUGUCUUUAUCAGGCCGUUCUAUAUCGCCCUUUUUCUCUGGCUGUUUUCCUCUCGCAAUUUUUGCUUGUACCCCAAAUUUAGGACCAAUAAAGCUAUAGUUCUCUGGGCCGGUUUUUCUUAAGUUUUUACACGAGCAUUUAAGAACUGUAUGUCACUCACCACUCGGCUACAUAAAAAUUGUCAUGUCAUAGGUCAUUAAAGUUGUUUGCCUGCUUUUGGUUAAUUUAGUAAGGUUCUACAACAUUAAUGAAUCAUGUGUCUUUACUUUUAGCUCCAUUGAAGAAUGUUCGUUGCUCAGACUAUAGCAUCAGAACACAAAGAUCUGAUUCAUGAUGUAUCUUUUGACUGCCAUGGAAGGAGGAUGGCUACAUGUUCCAGUGAUCACACUGUCAAGGUUUGGCAAUAGUUUUUUACAUAGUUACGGUACUCAAAGUUUAGCUCAUUAUUUACAUUAAAACUUCGAGACCAUUUAAAAAAACGUGUAAAACAAAUGUGUGUUGGGAAACCUCUUUCAAAAUCCAGGAAAUGUGUCAGGACACAUUGUGUCAUUUAUCAAAUUUUAUGGUUUACUUGGUCUGAGUUGCAAUAGUGGCUAUUAUUAAUUACAUCCAUGUAAUUUAUUUGCCCAGCAUAAUACUGGCUAUUUAUUAGGUUGCAAUGAUUAUGGCUUUCCCCACCUCUCCCCAUGAUAGUUUAAUUUAAUAGUCUACACCGCUCUAGACUUAGCAAUCAUUAGUUUCUUCUAGACUAAGCAAUCAUUAGUUUCUUAACUAAUUUUUUUUUUAGGUUUGGGACUUGGAAAAUGGUAAAUGGAAAUGCACCGCAAGUUGGAAGGUGAGUUAUUUAUUUUGCCUCAUACUAAUGUCAAACUUACACAUUCAAUCAAGUUGGUUGAUAUUGACACACGGGCUUCUGUCAUAAAUAUAGUCUCGGUUCAUAAUUUUGAAUUUCUGUAUGACCAAAGUCACUUUCUCAUAAAUCAAAUAUGACAAAGAAUAUGACAAGACCAAAAGUAACUGUCUCAUAUAUUUUAGAAAAGAGUAUGACAGGUAAAAUUACUGAGUUAAUAUCAUUACCUCAUAUUAGCUCGAUGAAAUUAAAUAAUUUGGAAAUCUUCCCAUGUGAUUAUUAAUAACAUUUAUGUGUCUACGGUAGUCAUUAAAAUAUAAAUCUGGUUGCCUUUUAGACUCCUGGUGGCUCUGUAUCGCGAGUGACAUGGUCCCAUCCUGAAUUUGGCCAGAUACUUGCUACAUGUUCAUUUGAUCGCACUGUUGCAGUCUGGGAGGAACUUGGUGGUGACUUGAGCACCAAAGGUGACUCAUCCGCUAAUGCCUGGCUCAAGAGGAUCUCCUUAGCCGACAGUAGAACGACUGUAACAGAUGUUUGCUUUGCUCCAAAGCAUCUGGGCUUACAGUUGGUCAGUAAUACUUAUUUCAUUUUUUGUAACAUAUGAAUUCUUGUUUUUUAACUCGGCGGUGACAUCUUUGAAAAACCAUUACCCGUGUGUGGCUAGCUUACAUUACAUGUAGGUCACAUUUUCCCACAUGAAGGUUUAUGUGCAUAGUCAGUUACAGUUUUCUUAAUUAUUAACGAGCCAACUUACCUUUCGGUUCUGAAUUUCCAAAACAUUUAAUUAUUAUUGACAUCUUCUUAUAAUUUAUAAAUAUAUUUUAUAAACUUAUAAUUUAUGUAAACACAUCUGCACCAAAUGAGAGCAGUUUCUAAUUUAAUAAAAAUCAGAAAGUAAAUAAACACAUCUCCAGCUUAUUUACAUCUGGUUUGGUUUUGGUAACCUUAUGACUAGUUGCCGUGGAAAAUACUUGGUAACCACCCUCAAAAUAAGAUGCAAAUAACAAAGAAUAAAUUUUUUUUUAAAUUCUGACCAUCCCAUGUGGUUUUAAUUAUGCCUGUAAAUUAAAAAUUUCAAACCCAAACAAAAUUUAGGAAAUAAAUAUAUCCAUAGUUUCACCAUGAAACAAACUGUGACGCUCAUAGAUGCUCCUUCACCAUGAUAGAGGGAAAGUUUUGCCCUACCAUCGGCUCAUGGCUUACCUGAAUAUGGAGGGGGGGUUGGGUUAAUAUAAAUUUUUCAUACACAAACAUCAAAUUCCGACACUUGUGUUCUUAUUCAGCUGUUUUCCACCUGCAUGUUUUAAGAUUUAAAAAAAAAAAUUAAUAUAAGCCCAUGGAAAAGGUUUUUUGUGUGCAUUUAAUGAAAAGUAUAAAAAAUUAGGGUGUCUCUUGGGGUAAAGUAGCAGCUGAAAUAUAAUCCAUUCUGCCCUUGGCAUCACAGAUGAAUAGUUGUUCUCAAUAAUGUAUGUCCUCUGGAUGGCUAAUAAAUAAUCCCUCCCAAUCUUUCUGGAAAUGUAGACAACUGUUUAUCUCUGCGCAGGCCACUUGUUCAUCUGAUGGGAUUGUCAGGAUCUAUGAGGCUGUUGACGUCAUGAAGCUCGGCAACUGGCAACUUCAGUGUGAGUUCAACUGUAACCUGAGUCUGAGUUGUCUCUCUUGGGGCACUUCCAGGUAAAUGUUGGUGUCUGGUGGUUCUUUUGUUGAAAAAAAAAAAGGUUUCAAUCAUGAUUAUAAAGGAAUGUAGACAUUUUUUGACUAAGGCAUGCUGGGAAGAUUGAAAAGUUUACAUCCAUAAAGGAAUAACAGGCAGAGAUAUUAAAUAACAAUCAAAUAGCUAGUACGUUUAUUUAAUUAUUUUCAUGCUCUUUAUUCUUCUCCUGCUGUAUAUAUGCCUUGCCACUGAAGAAAUAUCCUUUGUGUAAACCCUUGGUGAUGUAAGAGUUAACAAACGACUUGAACUUGUUGCCAAGUGCAGUAGUGAAAACGAUGAUGAGGACAGUGAAUUUCUAAUCCGAGUCAUUCCUUUCAGGACGAGUGCUCCAUUGAUAGCCGUCGGCAGUGACGAUGCAAACAUAGCUGCUGGGGCAAAAGUUCUGAUCUACGAGUACAGCGAAACAACCAGGUGGGUGCAAAUAUGGGUACAGUGAAACAACCAGGUGGGUGCAAAUAUGGGUACAGUGAAACAACCAGGUGGGUGCAAAUAUGGGUACAGUGAAACAACCAGGUGGAUGCAAAUAUGGGUACAGCCAAACAACCAGGUGGGUGCAAAUAUGGGUACAGUGAAACAAUCAGGUGGGUGCAAAUAUGGGUACAGUGAAACAACCAGGUGGAUGCAAAUAUGGGUACAGCAAAACAAUCAGGUGGGUGCAAAUAUGAAUACAGUGAAACAACCAGGUGGGUAAAAAUAUGAGUACCGCUACCAUGAAACAACCAGGCGGGUGCAAAUAUCCCCCACACUGAUAACUAUAACUUUAGAGAACACUAGAAAUCAUUUCCAAUGUCAUACUUUUGAAAUUUAAAAAAAAAUAUGUUUUUGAACUUUUCAAACUGUUUGAAUUUCUGCUGUAUUUCAAUCAUUAAUACGUUACUUUCAACAGAAAAUGGCAUAAAGUAAGCACCAUAUACAGUGUCAAAGAAGCUGUUCAUGAUGUUAAAUUUGCCCCCAGUGUGGGAAGGCCUUUCCAUCAAUUAGCUAUAGCAUCCGAUGAGCUUACCAUCAUAUCUCUUAAAAAUGUCAGGUAAAUUAAAUAAAAAUAUUUAAACAAUUUUUUGGUUAGCUCUGUUCUAGAAAUGAGUACCUUAGGUGCUACUAUUCAUGUAAAACAAUUGUCACUUCUGAGAGUUUUUUUAUUUAAGCCUCAUGAAAGAUGAACUUUACCUAGAGAAAACAAUAUCAUACUAUUAUGUUCAUCUAUGGCAAGUAGUGAGUAAAAAAAAAUUCACUGUGCUGUUUAAGUUAUGAAGACCAUGUAUUAAGGUAUCCUGCUCAACUGUCAAAUGUGCCUGUGCUUCACUGCGGGGGUGAUGUCAGUGCUUCACUGCCGGGUUGAUGUCAGUGCUUCACUGCUGGGGUGUCAGUGCUUUCUAUUGGGGUGAUGCCAGUGCUUUCUGCCGGGGUGUGGGUGAAUGUUGAUGGGAUAUAUUAGUGCUUAACUGCCGUGGUGGGGGAUGUAAAGAAAUAAAGCAGUGUGUGGCUGGGUUAAAUGUAGGUCACAUUUUUCCACAUGAGGCCCCUCUGAAAUGUUUGUAACAAUUUUCAUAAAAUGUUCAAAUAUUUUAGUGAUAUUUUAGUCUUCACUAACAUCAAAUUUGAAGUUUCUAGCAUAAAAAAUAUAAACACGCACCCCUUUCUGGGAGUUUUUAGUUUUUUUAUAUUUAUCUGGGAUUUUGAAAGUAUCAAUCUGAAUGUUGUCAUGUUUCUAGAUUGACUGGAAGUGUUCCAUUAAUUCAGGUCUUUUUGUGUGAUUGAUGAUGAUGUAUAUUUAUGUCUGUGUAUGUAUGUAUAUCUAUAUAUAUUGUUACACUUUGUUUUAUAGUAUAAAUCAUUGCUUGAGAGAGAGGCAAGAAUUCAUCCAAGAAAUAGUGAACUGAAAAUAUCUUCCUGGACACCCCAGUUAUAACUUUAAAAUUUUCCAAGUAUGACAGUCAACAAACAUAUCUUUCACCAUCCCCAAUAGUUUGCUACAUGUUAAAAGGAUACAACUCGGUCAGACUACAACAUUGCGUAGAUCAUAGUUGUAUUAAAAUAUAGUUACUAGUCGGAAACAGUAGCUACAUUGCUCAAACAUUGACAUGUGUUUACUUCCAGAGAAGAAAGCAGGCAAAUCUCUAGUGAGCACAGUAUAUUUGAGAUUCGUCAGUCCGGAAGAUUCAAUGACCAUGGAUCAAAGGUGAUUGCAAUGCACAUUAUUUGAAUUUUCUUUCUUAAUGUGCAUUAAACAUGAUGAUGAUAAUGUGUGUGUUUUAUUUUCUAUUGUUUUUACUGUUGUUUGAUUGCCGAAGAAGGCUUCUUGCUGACACGUUCGUUGUUUUGUUGCAUCCUUUUCUCGGGCUUUCUUUAAACUUUGUUUUACUUUCUUUCAACAAUGUAAUAAUAGUUUAUUGUUGUUUCCCAAAGUGGGGUUAGGGGAAAAGUUUUUUGGGGGUAUGCAUCACAAGGGAAAAAGUAAAUAUGUGCUUUCAAUGGUCUUAAGCCACCCCUGUGUAAGGGUUGAUCGACCCCCAAGGGGGGUCUACGUGAUAAAUGUGGGAAAUGGAAUUACCAGCUGAUUUCAGUUAUGUUAUUCUUUUAAAAAGCCAUUGCUUCCAUUGGAUAGAGAGCUUAUCUACAUCAUACAUAUUUAUAGAGAAAGAGUAAGAGAGACCAUAUUUAUGUCUUCAGUUCAAAAUGGGAUUAUUUGAAAUUUUGUUAUUUACCUACAUAUUUCUAUUAAACAUUUUGAAGAAAUUUAUACUUUUUUUUUUAUCUUUUAACCAAUUUUUGAAAAGGUCUGGAGGCUUUCAUGGAAUAUAACAGGAACCAUUCUUUCUUCCUCCGGAGACGAUGGAAGCGUUCGCUUGUGGAAAGGUAACUAACUUCAUGUGUAUUUUAAGUUAAAGUAUAUGUGGUUUUGCUUGUGAAUAGUUAGAACUCUAAGAUCUAUUCCAUGGUCAACAAUCGUGUAUCUUUUACCCGAAUCAAUGAAUUUCUUAUAGUGGAACUCAAGUUUCAGUUGUAUAUUUGAACUUAUUCGUAAGAAAUGUGAAGCUAUUAAAUAUUAAGUAAAAUUUUCAAAUUCAGAUUGUAAGUUCCAUACAACUGUAGAUAUUGAUAAUUCACAAUCAAAUAUACCAGGCACUUAUAUAUUUUUAAACAUGAAUUCCAGCAAAUUACUUGGACAUCUGGAAGUGCAUCUCAGUACUGAAAGCUGAUGGCGGUGCCCCAGAGGAAGAAAGAGCAUCAAUCCAUGCUCCCAGCAUGUCCUCAACACCCGGCUCAUUCAGAUAUUAGCAGCCAUUUCAUUGCAGGCUGAUUGUUCAGAUGUUAGCAGCCAUGUCAUUGCAAGCUGAAUGUUCGGAUGUUAGCAGCCAUGUCAUUGCAAGCUGAUUGAAUGGAGUAUGUGCGUGGCCAAACUUGUACAUAGCAACAAAACCAAUUAUUAAUGAUGUUGCUGUGCCUGAGGGUAAAGUGAAAAUGCUGUUUUAUUGGACUUGACACAAAAGUUGCUGAAAGGAGACAUUAUUUCUGAUGGUGCUUUUAUACAUGAAGAUUGUGUUCAGUGUAUUUCCUGGUAGCUGUUGUGCUAUUUGCAAGGUGUGGACCCAUCACCGCUCUAUGAAAGUAUUCUAAGCUGAGCUUCAGGGAUGUAAACACUACCUUCACAACAGCUCAGUUGUCUGGCUUAAACAGGGGGUGGGAAUUUAAAUAAAGGUGGUUAAGAAUGAUCUCCCAUAAUAAAUAUGGAGACUUGGAGAAGUUAAAUUAAAUUGACUUGGUCCAACCUUGCACAACUCUUAGCCUGAUUUCCUGGUUUCAAAGGAAAUGUUAUAGAUCUACAAAUUUAAUUAUUAAUUACAAAUUGUGAGCAUAUUUUGCUCUUC
Molecule: messenger RNA, 12081 nt
Organism: Lymnaea stagnalis (great pond snail)
Lineage: Eukaryota; Metazoa; Mollusca; Gastropoda; Lymnaeidae
Source: the annotation of a GenBank genome assembly